Molecule: messenger RNA, 1635 nt
Organism: Hypoxylon trugodes
Lineage: Eukaryota; Fungi; Ascomycota; Sordariomycetes; Xylariales; Hypoxylaceae
Product: iron reductase domain protein
Exons: 1
Coding region: 160-1554 (464 amino acids)
Source: RefSeq, a predicted model, not a curated record
UAACGCUGAGGCAGCUUACGUCUUUCUAUAUCCGCAUCAGAACGCCGACUUUUGCCGUGAGCCGAGGAAUCGAAAGAAUGGACUAUUUUGCUCUCCAAUGGACUCCUCCCUACUUCGAACCUGAUCUCUCUCACACUUAGAUGCGACAGAAACUCCAACAUGUAUUUUCAAGCGGGAAUUUCCUUCAUCACGCUGUUUACCAGUAUUCUCCCUCUUCUUAGCAUCGCUGCAUCAGAACCGGUCCAAUACUGCAAAUAUGGCGCUGGGACUGGAGUGAUCGACUUCUGCAUGGGCAUGUUGAUGCACCACAAUGUCACUACGGACUCUCAUGAUCUCUAUCUAUCCAUGAGCGUCACCCGAUCAGAAAGCACUCCGCUCGGAUGGACCGCGCUCGGGCUGGGUGAAGUCAUGGAGGGGGCUCUAAUGUUCAUCGUCUACGGUGACCCAAUUUCCUCCAAACAACCCAUCGUCAGUGUCCGGAAGUCCAUCGGCCAUAAGCAGCCAACUCUCGUCACUAGGGAGGACAUGAACGGGUCCGACGUACGCGUAAUCCGUGCUGAUUGGCAUCCAUCGCCCUCGUCGCCAAACUCUGCUGUGGCGAUGGUAUCGCUUGUCUGUUACUCCUGCCAUCUCUGGCCCGGCACCCAGAUCUCCGCGGCUUCAACAUCCCAGCCUUGGAUGUGGGCAUGGAACUCCAAGCAGGAUAUUUCUGAUUAUACGUACGACGUUCAUUUGAAAAUGCAUGCGCAUCACGCCGGAGCAGGCGGGUGGGGGAUUUUUUACGUCGACAUGUCGCGAUCGAUCAAUAAUUGGCACAAUGCACCUAGUUUCCCGCCUAUCAGACCAGGGGUACACGCCUUGGGUGCUAGCGAUAACCCGGAACUGUCAACAUCCUACGGCUCGGCGUGGUUUAAGCGCAACCCAAUACUUCACCUUCACGGUAUGAUUAUGGGAAUCGCAUUCUUACUGCUUUUCCCAGUUGGGGUCUUAGCCAUACGGUCGGGCCGCACCAAGGCUUUCAAAUACCACUGGAUUAUACAGGUUGUUGCGUCAGGACUCACACUUGUCGGCUUCGUCUUAGGACUUGUGCUUAGCCGCCAGAUCAAUACCGUCCAUCAAGUGGCUGGGAUCUCUCUCGUCACAUGCCUUGGUGUUCAGAGUAUUCUCGGCUGGCGCCACCAUAUUGUCUUUCUUCGCCUUCGUCGCCGUACAUGGCUAUCCCAUUCUCACAUCUGGCUUGGAAGACUCAUGAUGAUCGUGGGCUGGGGUAACCUCUUCACCGGACUUCUCCUCCGUGGGUAUUCCGGUAUAACUAUCGGAUUAGUUGGAUGUCUAGUGGGGUUGGAAGCUGUUGGGCUCACAGCUUGGUUAUUAUGGAUCAAUAUCAAAGCUUCUCGUGAGAAGCUAGCGAAGGAACCACCUAGUGACGGACAUAAGAGUAACGGUGUCGGCUAUUUUGCCGUCGGUGAAGAGGAAGAGGAAGAGUGUGACACUUCUUCAUCUUCAACUAAUUUAGAGGAUGAAGAAUCAAGACCCAUGAUAGAGAAGGCGUAGGUGACCAGGGUAUGCUGUUUGAGGAGAAACAUGAGCAUAGAUGGAUCCAUACUAAGAUCUAUUGACGUUUAAUAUUAUACC